AUGGAGCAAGGAGUGUGCUGUCCACGGAAACAGACAAUCUGUGCUCAACCACUACGCGUUGGUGAUUGCACGGAAAAUGUGAAGAGAUAUUGGUACAAUGCAAAAACUCGUCAGUGUCAAAUGUUUGAAUACACGGGAUGUCAAGGAAAUGACAACAACUUUGCGACAAUUCUUGACUGUCAAAACUUUUGCAAAAACGCGAUUCCUGAACCCAAGUGCAUUCAAGGACAAGCUUACAAAGAUGUUUACGGGAAUUUUGUUACCUGUCAAAAUGGCCAGGGAUGUCCACAAAAUCAUGAGUGCUACUUUGAUGGAAAUCAAUGGGGUUGUUGUCCAACAAAAGCCUACACUUGUUCGUUGGCAGCAGAUCCGGGCAUUCAAUGUGGUGCUGGGUCAACAUUCAAAUUCUUCUACAACACACAGACUCAGAACUGUGACAGUUUCCAAUACAAUGGAUGUGAUGGUAAUUCGAAUAAUUUUGCAACUCGUGACAAUUGUGAGCAUUUUUGUUCGGUUGGUGGUUGCCCAAAUGGUGGUACUCCACAUCGUGAUCAUUUCGGUCAAAUCACUGUCUGCUCGACCCAGGAGGCUUGUCCGGACACACACGAAUGUAUGCCGGUUCUCGUCGGCUCAUCCUCUAUUCAAAGAUGUUGCCCAACAAGAGCUCAUAUGUGCUCAUUGCCUCCACAAACUGGCACCCAAUGUGGAGCUCAACCAAUUCAACGUUUUUACUUCAAUAUUGUAACUGGUCAAUGCACUUCUUUUCAAUUUGGCGGUUGUGAUGCGAAUCACAACAAUUUCCUCACAAUGACUCAAUGCCGGAAUUUUUGUAUGAGUAACGCAUGUCCAGCCGGAAAUACAGCGUAUGUCGAUCCAAACACUCAGCUGCCAAUUGAAUGCAAUGAGGCUUUAUCAAAUAGCUGUCCUCCUGGAUUCGAGUGUACAUUCAAUCCACUCACAAAUGGACAUGUUUGUUGUGGAGCCACGGAACAAGGAGUUUGUCCGGAUGGAGAAAAAGCGUUUGUUGAUGUGUUGUCGAUGUCUCCGAGAGAAUGUCUCAUCAAUUUGGAGGCCUCUUGUCCUGCCAAUUAUUUAUGUCGUUUCAACAUACAAAAGAACAAAUACUAUUGCUGCAGUCACAUUAAAGACAGAAUGUGUCCGGCUGGACAUUUCCUUUUCAAAGAUCAACGAUCUAGAGCACCUGUCAAGUGCACAAUCGGGAAAUUUGAUCAAUGUGCUGAUGGGUACUCGUGUCAAAGCUAUCUACCCGAGGCUUUUCAAGGCUUUUGCUGUACAACAAAUUCAAUUUGUCCCGAUGAUGCGGAAUAUUUCGUGGACGAGUCCUCACUUCAACCUCGAGCUUGCACAAUGGGCGCUUUUGUUUCUUGUCCAUCUGGGUACUCAUGCAGAUCCCAUACUUCAUCAACUGAAGGCUUUUGUUGUCGCGGCUCAUCAGUGUUGAUUGCAAGGCCGGUCACUGAUGGAUGUCCACCAGGGAAUUUCGUUUGGAUGGAUGGAGCAGAGGCGGGUCAAUGCGAUCCAUUCAAUCCACCGAAUGCACCAUGUCCUGAAGGCUUCACUUGUCAAUGGUCGACGGCAAAUCAACGCUAUCAAUGCUGUGGAUCGAAUGCACCGAUCGUGCCCCGAGCUGGUUGCCCUGAAGACGGUGUUGCGUUUAUUGGUUUAUCGGGUGAAGCCGAGAAAUGCGUGGUUGGACAAUCGCAGUGCCCGGUCGGUUUUGCUUGUCUAAGAGCAAUGGUCGGACAUCAUACUUGUUGCACAACAAGUCGAAUCGCCAAAACUUGUUCGGAAGAGCAAGUAAUGGUGGAUGGGAAAUGUUUGGAUAGAGCCGAUCCACAGCACAAAUGCGAAUCACCAAUGCAAUGUGCUGGCGGAUCAAUGUGUGUGAACAAUCUAUGCGUUUGUCCGAAAGGUACUGGUCAAGUUGGGCGUUUUUGUCAGAAAGACAUUGAUUGUGGAAAAGGAGAGAUCAUGGCCGGCGGUUUGUGUUUACCAUUAGCGGAUCUCUCCGAGAAAUGCACCGUUCAACAACAAUGUCCCGAUGGUGCAACUUGUGCUCAAGGGAUCUGUGUUUGCAAGCAAGGAAUGGUGCCACGAAAUGACAAAUGUGUGCACAAUCAGGCAAACAAAUUAUCGCAACAUACUUGUGGAAAUCCGUUGUCGAAUGCGUUAACUGAUGACGAAUCGGGAAGAGUCGUUCAGUGUAAACGACUUGGAAACAAUUGUCCGAAAGAUUAUGAAUGUCAAAUCAAUUCAAAACGAACUCAAUACAUUUGCUGUUCGAUUCCUGAUGAUGCUGAUAUGACGACCACAAUCUCUGUGACCACAACGGGAAGGGGACGAAAAUUUAAAAAAACAAGUACUUGUCCAUUUGGAAGAACUCCGUAUUUAUUAAACGGACAACCACAAAAAUGUUUCUCAACAAAAUGCCCACUUGGUUACGAAUGUCUUUACAGUUAUGGUCGUUAUGUGUGUUGUUCAUCUCUUACAGUCACUUCAUUAGCUACUGGAUCACCCACUUCUCCUUCUGAAUCGACUUCGUUAGUAUCUGGUUUCUUCCGAAAGACUCUAUCAAGCUUGACAACUCCCGAAGCAUCGACAUCACUUUUAUCGACACUUCCCACUUUCCCCACUAGCUCUUCUACUUCAACUUCGUUGAGAUCUGUAUCGAAUGAGUGUGCAAGAGGUGAUCCCCUUCUUUACCCAUCAACUCAAUCCCCCGUUCUCUGUUCGACUAGAGCUGGAAGAUCAUGUCCUACUGGGUAUUCCUGUGUCCGAUCAUUGAUUGAUGGAGCCAACAUUUGUUGUUCAACAAAGAUGCACGAUAUUAGAAGGAAACGACCUUGUGAGGGUUUCGCUGUGCUCGUAACUCGAAUUCAAAACGGAAAAUAUGUGAAACGAUGUGAAAGAAGUUGUCCAUACCCGGAAGUGCCAAUCGGUGGUGUUUGCUAUGAGAUGCGUGGAAUG
Molecule: messenger RNA, 2988 nt
Organism: Mesorhabditis belari
Lineage: Eukaryota; Metazoa; Nematoda; Chromadorea; Rhabditida; Rhabditidae
Source: the annotation of a GenBank genome assembly